AUGGGUUCAGCAGUACUGACGAUGGAGCAAGGACCGAUCCUCCAGCAACACCUACCGAUUCACGAUUAUUCGUUGUCCUCUGACCACGAUUACAACGAGCAGUACUCUGGGCAUGCACAUCAUCCGGGCUACGCCACAACCGGCUCAGUCGACUCGCUCCGACGAGAUGGCUCUGCCCCGAUACAGGCGCCCACGCCUUUCACCUUCACGGCCACUAAUAGCGCAACGGGAGCUCGCUUCUUACCGGAUCGAGGCGUAGCUUCAGAGACCACCAGCUAUCAAUCAUCGAACCAAUUCGGGGACUCCAGCAGUGGGUCAAUCUCGACCAGUCCUGCCUCAGCCGCCUCAUCGCUUGCAUACACAAAUUACCAGCAAAACCAUUGCACAAGCGUUCCCAGCUACGGUGCGCCUGUGCAGCUACCCCAGGUGUUCGUGCCAUCUGCCUAUGGCAAUACUCGGGUACCGCCAAUAUUAGACAGCAGUGGUAUGCUACCACCCCCACACCCUAUGCGGUCACCGUUAUCAAGCUCAACGAAUGCGACUGAACGUGAGACGUACACUUCGCCUUCCUUAGCUCGACCACAGCUUUCGCCAGGCGGCUACCAGCCCGGAUACGCCUCCUACCCAGAGACUCCCCGGACUGCGCUCUCUUCCAUCACUGGUCUGUCACUGUCAAACGCAUCUUACCCCUACUCCAACGGUCACCACUCCCAGAUGGCGUCGCCACCGUACGGCAAUCAGCAGAACGAAUGCGGCAACUUCCCAUGGCCUAAUUUAGAGAUUCAUGCUGAGAUGACCUGCGAAGGCCAAGCAGUCACACCCGAGGUCCAUGCAAAGGUAGAGAAGGGCUUCUUCAUGUCCUCCGUCGACUCAAAAUGGACAUGCUACCGUCGCAACUAUUUCUCUGUGCAAUGUCACUUCGAGUUACACCCGAAUAUCACCAAUGGGCGCAUGCAACUGAAGCGGAACAACAGCACGCACUCGGAGACCAUACAGGCUAUGGGCAUGCGACUGUCGGCUGCCGUGGAUGGAUCUGCCGGAAAGAACAUCGAGCUGGUACAACACACGCCCAAGCGUGAUGCUGGGCCCAAGAGCAAGAUCGAGAUUGUCAAAGUAUCGCCGACGCCAUCAAAUGGUCGUGGGGAGCACACAGUAUCACCACACGGCAUAUACCAAGUCCCCAUGUCGACCUUCCACCCCACUGGCUCGAUACCUGGACCGAACCUGCCCUUUCAAAACCAGCCUGAGCCAGGCAGUCCUUCAAAUGCUGCAGCGCAGGCAUCGCAAGCCUCGUCCAACUAUCCAUAUUCCGCAUCAGCUGCGUCACACCUGCCUCUGCCUGGCCAGGCUGCUAAUCACACCUUUGAAAGAGUACAAUUCAAGCAAGCGACGGCCAACAACGGCAAGCGAAGGGCGUCGCAACAGUACUUUCACUUGAUCGUGGAGCUCUAUGCAGAUGUCCGAAAGAGCGAGAGCGACUCUCCAUCAUGGGUCAAGGUUGCGCAUCGUGUGAGCGAGAAGAUAGUCGUUCGUGGUCGAUCACCUAGCCACUAUCAGAACGAAGGUCAGAACUGCAAUGGCCGGACUGGCAGCUCAGGAGGCAGCAGUUCAUACAGCACGACAGGAGGCGCAGCAACAUACGGAGGAGGCAUCGGGUCUAGUGGCUUCCGGUCAUCGACUGGAUAUACUGGUGGCCUUGCCGGAGCAUCAUACCGGAACAACACCUACGGCUUUCAUCCAUCUCCAGAACACUCCGGCAGUAGCGCUUCGAGUGUUGAUGGUGGUGCUCAGGACUCUGACUACCCUCCUGACGCAGUCAUGUCAGAUACGGAGCGAAGUGAGUUCCAGAAUCGUGACGAGUACCGUUACUACCCCGGGACCAUCUACGAAGGUGUACCACAAGGUGGCCUACCUCUACCCAAGAUCGAAAGCACUGCUCGAUAUUCAACAGAUCCCUCAUCGUGGGCAGUCAAGCACGAAUCCUUUGACGCCAGCGCCGGAGCACAGCAAUGGCCAGUCAAUGGCCUGAGCAGAUUCCAAGGCGUCGAGUCAAGUCGCGGCUACUACCCUGCCGACCUGGCUCACCAAUACACCUGA
This is a messenger RNA of Fulvia fulva, 2097 nucleotides long. RefSeq lists its product as uncharacterized. Gene Ontology annotation, cellular component: nuclear chromosome. The transcript has 4 exons. Gene Ontology annotation, biological process: positive regulation of transcription by RNA polymerase II; meiotic cell cycle. Gene Ontology annotation, molecular function: DNA binding; DNA-binding transcription factor activity. The record is from RefSeq and is a predicted model, not a curated record. Bases 1 to 2097 code for a protein of 698 amino acids. Lineage: Eukaryota; Fungi; Ascomycota; Dothideomycetes; Mycosphaerellales; Mycosphaerellaceae.